Molecule: messenger RNA, 2547 nt
Organism: Effrenium voratum
Lineage: Eukaryota; Dinophyceae; Suessiales; Symbiodiniaceae
Source: the annotation of a GenBank genome assembly
UGUGAUUCCAUGGCUUUCUGCCAAGCUCAGAGCCAUGGAGUCGGUGGAUGAGGUUUGCUUAAGAUUCAGAGAUGGAUGAUGAAGGCGCUUUGCUGCUUGGGAUCGACCUCAACUCCUUGGACGUCGACUCACUGCUUGGACCGCUGGCAACCAGGGGAUCCAAAGCUUCCGGCCUCUUCCGGCAAAGACCACCACGUGUGGGAGUCGAAGGUACAAGGGCGGAUGAAGUGAUCUCUGCGCAGAAGAAAGCGUUGGAGCAGCCUGCUCCCACCCAGCUGGCGAAAGCCAAGGCUGCUCACUGCCUCGCUCAUGGGCCUGCCCUGGUGGGCGGUAAAUGCGGCGAGCGCCUCUACUUCACCGUGACCACGGUCUCUGAGGACGGCCAGGUGAUGAAGGAGGGUGGCGCGACAGUCACGUGCAUGGUGACUGGAAUCAGCCUGAUGUCGAAGACACAGCCCGAGCCACGCCCAUUUGUGGAAGAUCGGCAGGAUGGCACCUACCACGUCCAGUUUGUUUGCGCCACGCCGGGCAGCUACGAAAUCAACGCAUAUGUCGAUGGCAACAAGCUGCCGAUGUGUCCUGUCAUGAUUCACGUCUCGCCCGGACCACCAAGUGCCACUACCACCCAGGUUCGCGGAGACGGAGUGCAGCGCUGCACUCUGGGAGGCUCUGCGGAGUUCAACAUCCAGGCAAUGGAUGAAUUCGGCAACCUUUGUGGAGAGGGAGGAGCCCGCUUUGGAGUCCGCGCUAGCGCCCACGUGCGUCUGCACGAGGUCAGCGACAACGAGGAUGGCACCUACACCGUCACAUACUCAGUGCCAGAGUGGGCUCAUGGACCUGCAAAGCUGGAGGUGCUGCUUGAUGGGCAUCCUAUCCGCGGGUCGCCGCUGACCCCGCGCGUCAUAGGCUACAACCCUGAGAAGCUCAACGAAGCCAAGGCCAAGGGCAAGGGUCCUGGCCAGAUCCAGAAAGGAGCUGGCGGCAGCUUGACGGACCAACUUCCGUCACUGCGGUGGCUCAGGGAGAACCCCCCGUUGCCCGUUCCAGACAUGCCCCCUCCAGAGGUCACCUCCAUGGCAGUCACUGGAGGUCUGCGCGUCCCAGAUCAAUUUGGGCAUCCAACACCGGAGGCCUCAGCCUCCAGGAUCGCUUGGUCCGCCGCUGAUGAGUGGCGAAGACUGGCGGAAGUGCGCAGCGAACUGGAGAGGUGUCGCGAUCAGCUGGUGGAGCAUCAGGCUGUCCUCUUGCAUGUGGGUGACGCGAUUCACUCUGAAGUUGAUAGGUUGCAGGAGUGGGAAAGGGGCAUUCGCGUCCGAGAAGAUGAACUAGGUGAUGUCGAGAAGCAGCUGGAAGGCAUGCGAUCUGAGAUUCAGAAGCAGUACUUGACGCAGAAGCGAAUCCUUGAAACGAUGGGUGGCAAGGAUGAAGCACGAAGGUCACCUUCGCCAGUGUCCUCCCCGCCCUCGCGUACCCGUCCGGCCAUCGAUGCGCCCGCUGCCGGAACCGGUGCUUCAGAAGGGGCCACACCCCACACAUGGCCUGAGAAGGCGAGUGCUGCCAGAGUUGCAAGAGCCCCCAAGGCCAAUGCAGAAGAGGAGCUUAUGGCCCUACAGCGGGGCAUUGAGCAGAAGAAGCGCCAGCUUCGAGUGUUGGAGGAGGAGGCUGGGAAUGCUGCCCGGCCCUUGUUCUCCCCCAGCGAUGGCGGCAGUCCUGGAAUUCUGAAGUCCAGUACUCCACGGGAACGGCCGCUGCAUCCAAUGCUGGAGUCGCGGAUGCUGUCAGAGCUGGCACCGCCACCGACCCCCCCACCCCUGGACGCGGCUCCGCCGCCUGACUUUGGUCAUGCUGGGCGGCCGCGUGCUGGCCGCAGUGCAAGGCCAAUGGCCGAUGGAGUACCGCCGCCAAGCGUUGAGGCAACGUUUAGCCUGACCGAGCCUGCCCUGGACCUUUCGGUGGGACGCAGCCCCGGGGUUGGCUUGUUGCGAGCGCCACCGCCACCACCAGCGCCACCACCCAGCAUUCAAACUGGAGGCUUGUCUUUAUCCAGAGGAGCAUCCCCAACUUCAGCCAGUGAGACCCGAUCCCCUCAAAGUUCCUACGUGGGCGCCUCUGGAACAGCAUCGCCUGAAGAGCUUGGGCAGGCAAUGAAGCAGCUCUUCCACGCAUUUGCUAGCCGGGCCGCUGGAUCUGUGGCCAAGCCGGGCGGUGGCCGCUCAGGGCGGGUGGCGCUGGGCCUGCAGGACUACUUGCGCCUGGCGCAAGCUUCUCAACUGCGGCUGUCGCCUCCUGAACUGGAGGCGGUCUUUCACGAGACCACUGAGCGCUUCGGCAGUCCCGCGGACUCGGGUGAGCCAGCCUUGGCCUUCGAACUUUUUGUGGAGCUGCUGGUGGAGACUGCUCGGAGGCAGUUUGCUGACCUCAAGGACGCAGAGUCUGCCGCUGCUUUGUUUGAGGUUCAUUUGCUGCCUCUGGCACGCAGGUUGCGUCGUGCUGAGGGAGCCUCUGCAAACGCACAGGUUCCUGCUGGAAUGCAAUGAUGCUCCAGGC